Molecule: messenger RNA, 5415 nt
Organism: Medioppia subpectinata
Lineage: Eukaryota; Metazoa; Arthropoda; Arachnida; Sarcoptiformes; Oppiidae
Source: the annotation of a GenBank genome assembly
AUGCAUAAUAAAGACAAUCCUGAUGCACUUCCGGUGUGUUCUGGAGAGCACUUCACGUGUUCUUCGGGUCGAUGUGUACUGAAGACGUGGUUCUGUGACGGAGACAACGAUUGCGGCGACAAUUCCGACGAAAACGACUGCAAAGCCCGAGACUGUAGUACUGAUCGAGAAUUCAAGUGCGCGAACGAGCGGUGCGUCCGAACGGAAUGGCAAUGCGAUGGAACCGAUGAUUGCGGCGACGGUUCCGACGAAGAGUGUAUGGGCCGGCCGUGCGCUGCCUCCGAGUUCAGGUGCCAUUCGGGCGGUUGUGUCUCAAUGUCUUUCCAUUGCGACGGCGAGACAGACUGUGUGGACGGCUCGGACGAAGUGGACUGCGAACUCGUCCCCAUUGACCACAUCUCGUGUCCGUCCGCUCAGCACCGGUGCCGAAACGGCCGCUGCAUUAGCGAAGCCUAUCAUUGCGAUGGGGAUAACGAUUGCGGCGACUGGUCUGAUGAGACCAAGUGUGAGGGAAGAGUUGAAUGCCGUUCUACUGAAUACCUGUGCAGUGAUGGCCAGUGUAUUAACAUUGACUGGAAGUGUGACGGAGACCCCGAUUGCGAGGACAAGUCCGAUGAACUUAAUUGCCCGUCCAAAUCGUGUACAGCGGAAGAGUUCCGGUGCCGAAGCGGUCGAUGCAUUUCCAUACAGUGGCGCUGCGAUGGAGACAUCGAUUGCAGCGACAACUCGGACGAAGACGGCUGCGCCGCCCGAAGCGAGUGCACGACCGGUACGUUCAAGUGUACGGACGGCACGUGUAUUAAUCAGAUGAAUGUAUGCAACGGAGCGCCCAAUUGUCCGGACGGGUCCGACGAGGACGCGAACGGCACGUGCGCUUCGGGUACGCCGUGUCGUGAGGACGGCUUUCCCUGUCAGCACUUAUGCAUAGCCACAGUGAAUGGCCAUCACUGCGCCUGCAAAGAGGGCUAUCAAAUGGGAUACGACGGCCGGUCGUGUAUGGAUGUGGACGAGUGCUUUCAGACCGAACAGCUCUGUUCCCAGCGCUGCGAGAACUCUGUGCCAGGAUUUCAAUGCUUUUGCGCCAAAGGCUAUAAAAUACGGGCCGACAAACGCCGGUGCAAAGCGCUCGGACCCGAACCCAUCAUUGUAUUCGCCAAUCGUAUUGACAUACGAAGAGUGUCUUUGGAUAACUCCGAGUAUACAUCGGUUUUGGGUAAUCUCCAGAACGCCAUCGCCAUUGAUUAUCACUACGAAUUGGAUCUUAUAUUCUGGUCGGACAUCACCGCCGAUGUCAUAUACAAGGCGUCGCUCAACGGAACCGAUAGGAAAGCUAUAGUGAGCGCUGGUCUGGUCAGCGCCGGCGGUAUUGCCGUGGAUUGGGUGUGCGAUCGCAUAUUUUGGACCGAUUCGGGCACUUCUCGGAUAGAGUUCUCUAAUUUGGAGGGAAUGGAUAGGAAAGUGCUCUUUUGGAAAGGUGUGGAAAAGCCGAGAGCUAUUGUCGUCAAUCCGGACGACUCGACACUCUUUUGGACCGAUUGGGGACAACAGCCGCGCAUUGAGAGGGCUUUUAUGGACGGAACCGGACGGACGGCUAUUGUGGAGACGUCUCUGUUUUGGCCAAACGGUCUCACUAUAGACCACCCGUCGCACCGACUCUAUUGGGUUGACGCCAAACAUCACGUCAUUGAGUGCUCUAAUCUGGACGGAAGUGAUAGGAGACAUGUCAUCGAAGGUGAUUUACCACAUCCGUUUGCCAUCACUGUCUUCGAGGACAGUCUGUAUUGGACUGAUUGGCAGACAAAAGGCAUACAAACGGCGAGUAAACUGAACGGAAAGAACAUAUCUUUAGUGCACAACAAACUCCACUUUCCGAUGGAUAUUACAAUUUUGCAUCCCUUAAGACAACCCGAUGUCAUCGACAGGUGUGCCGCACACGAGUGCAGUCAUAUAUGUUUGCCAAACAAUAUCACCUAUCGGUGUGUCUGUCCGACCGGUCAUCACUUGACCAGCGAUGGCAAGACAUGCGGCGCCAAAGCCGACACAUUCCUACUGUUCACGCGUCGAAUCGAUAUUCGCCUCAUUUGUAUCGAGUGUCCCGAAGAGGACAAUAUUGAUGUCGUCCUUCCGCUCAAAGACAUCAAUAGCGUUGUGGCCAUCGAUUGCGAUCCCGAGUCGUCGACUAUAUUCUGGUCAGACGUGACCAACAAGACUAUAAACCGGGGCCUUUGGAAUGGUAUGAGUCAGGAGACAAUAAUCUCGAGCUCAAUAGAGUCGCCGUCGGGUCUGUCUGUGGACUGGGCGGCCAGGAAUAUAUAUUGGGUCGACACCAGCCGUAACUUCAUCGAAGUGUCCCAAAUGGACGGCUCGAUGCGAUCGUUGCUCAUAUGGGAAGCGCUGGAACAGCCUAGAGAUAUAGCGGUCGACCCGAACAGUGGUCUCAUGUUUUGGUCCCAAUGGGACAAAUCAAACGCCAAAAUAGAGAGGUCUGGUAUGGAUGCCUCGCAACGAAAAACUCUUCACUCGUCUAACUUAACACAUCCGCACGGAUUGGCCAUCGAUUCGGUGGACAAGAAGUUGUAUUGGAGUGACGCCGGAACCAAACACAUUGAAUACUCUGAGUUUGAUGGAUCCAAACGACAAACGCUUAUAUCUCGUAAUGUGAAACAUCCGUACGGUUUGGUUAUUUAUGGCCAAUAUAUCUAUUGGACAGAUCUGGAGCUCAAAUCCAUUCAAAGCGCGCACAAAACAAAUGGCGAUCAAAGAAAGACAUUAAUCGCUGGUUUGGAACAAUUAAUGGAUAUUCAAGUUUUCGACAACCGCUUGAUUGAAGCCAAGAGCGAUGUGCGGAAUAUGUGCUCAAACGCCGGUUGCAGUCAUUUGUGCCUUUUAUCGCCGUCCGCACCGGGAUAUCGGUGUUCGUGUCCGACAGGUGUUAGACUUUCAAGCGAUGGCAAGACUUGUGCCUCAGAUAUGCAAAAGUAUUUAGUGGUUGCCGUCAGGAAUACGAUUCGCAGGAUUUCACUCGAAGUGCCCUAUUAUGCAGAUGUUGUCCUUCCCCUCAACCAACAGCUAAAUAAUGCAAUCAUUGUCGACAUUCACGUCGAAAAUAACAGUGUCUUCUGGUCUGAUAUCAAAGAGGAUAAGAUAUACAGAGCGGACAUGACUACCGGUACUGUUGAGGUUGUGAUAGGCGUUGGUCUGUAUGACGUGAACGGACUGGCGGUCGACAACAGCGGCAAAAAACUUUACUGGACUGACGCCGGAAGGAAGCGGAUAGAGGUGUCCAAUUUGGACGGCACUGACCGUCGAGUACUCAUUUGGCAUGAGUUGGACUCUCCCCGAGCCAUAGCAGUGAAUCACUUCACUGGUCACAUGCUUUGGGCCGAUUGGGGCGCACAGGUUAGGAUCGAGAGGGCAGACAUGGAUGGCAGCCGUAGGGCUGUGAUUGUGAGCGAGAGACUCGGUUGGCCUAACGGUAUAACCAUUACCAGAAAGGGUCGGUUCAUUUGGGCCGACUCUCAAACACAUACCAUCGAAAUGGCAGACAUUAAUGGUGUGAACAGAAAGCUACUGAUGAGCGAAGUGCCGGCGCCUUACGGCGUGGCCGUCAUCGAUGACUACGUGUAUUGGACUGAUUGGGAGACCCGAGCCAUACAUAGACUCAACAUCGUGUCCAAUGAGCCCAACCCAGAGAUUAUACUCAGGGGUCUCAAUAAUUUAGUGGAUAUCCGGGCCGUAAACACAAUGGCCAACGACUCGCAUAUCAUACACAACAUGUGCCAAAUCAAUAACGGCGGCUGUUCUCACCUCUGCCUUAGAAACAGUGCCAAAGGCUACUCAUGUCUCUGUCCCACAGGAAUGGUCCUCUACAACGACGAGAAGACCUGUAACCCGAACUUAUCGCGUCAACUGUUGGUAACUACCAAAACAACUCUUCGGCGAAUAUCAUUGGACACCGAAGACUACAGUGAUGUAUACCUAUCAGCGCUCAAUAUACACGAUUCAGUGGCAAUAGAUUACGACUUUUCUACAAAGAAGAUAUAUCAGUCCGAUCUGGCCUUAACUCAAAUCCGAUCCUUCGAUUUCGACGGAUCUAACGCUCAAAUACUGGUCAAGAAGGACGUGUCGGCGCCCAAUAGUAUAGCGUUUGACUGGCUUUCGAAGAACCUAUACUGGAGUGACAGCAGCCGUAAUGUCAUACAAGUCUCGCGACACGACGGCUCGUAUCGCAAAGUAAUCAUCGAUUUAGAUCUCAAUGAUCCCAAAGCUUUGGCAGUAUUGCCAGCCCUGGGCUUCUUGUUUUGGGUCGAUUCCGGUUCUGUCCCUAAAAUAGAAAGAGCUUAUUUAGACGGUAGUAGUCGUCGAGUGAUCAUAGCCUCAGACAUGGGUCGGGCUAAUAGUCUGACCAUAGAUAUGGAAAAUCAUCGCAUUUUUUGGGCCGACUCUCAAUUGGAUCGCAUAGAAAGCGCAGAUUUGGACGGAAAGUAUCGAAAUAUACUAAUCAAAGAUAUGGCACAUCCCUAUGCGGUCACGAUUAUGGAUCAAUACGUCUAUUGGUCUGACUCUCAUUCAAAAGCCAUCGAAAGGGCCAACAAAGUGACCGGUGCUGAUCACGAGACCAUUUGUGAUAAUAUUGAAAACUUAGUCGAAAUCAAAGCCGUGUCUCUCAAUCGGCAAACCGGUGCCAAUCCGUGCGCUCUACACAACGGCGCCUGCAGUCAUCUCUGUCUCUUCAGACCACAAGGUUAUGUAUGUGCCUGUCCUUCAUAUGGCGACUCCCGGCCCUGUUCUACAGUUCCGGGAGAACUUGUUUCACAACAAUCAACGCAAUCAACUGUUCCUUCAGACGAUGUCUCGACAAGUGAUGGUUCCGUAAACAGCGAUUCAGAACUCCUAACCGAAUAUCCGGCCAAACAUAUCAAUCUGACAUCUCUUUGCAAAGAACACACAAAUCUAUCCAAUUGUCAAGUAUUGGGAUCAGACUUCGACGGACAUCUGUUACGAGCCGUAUAUAUCUCGGCUCUCAUUGCCUUCGUUUUGGUUAUAAUAAUUAUAAUUAUCGUUACAAUCGUAUUAUGCAAAAAGAAAGGAACGACAGACAGAAUAGACAGAGAAAGUAAUGCCAAUCCAUAUCCAGAGGACUGCUAUAAACCAAAAAAUCUUCAAAACGAUAUGAAUCUAAGCCGACAGACAUCUGAUAAUAUUAAAGACUACGAACAGAUCGAUAGUUAUAUACCUCCACCGCCUCCGCCGCCAUUAACCGGCCAUCGAUUAUACAAUAAAUUGAGUCCUCAGACGAACAGCUCUUCAUACUUGUCGCCCGAAUGGAAGCGCUCUAAUAAUAAGCAUUUAAUGCCUACAAAUCUGCCAUUAAUUAGGAAUACUUCGAAAAUUUCUAUUGAAACUGAUAUUUAA